GAGGUGGGGGUGCAAUUGCAAUACAUUCACUACUUUCGCCCCAUUCUCUCUGACAACGACAAAAUGUUAUCCCUCCUGGAGCUCGUGACACAGAACCAACCCCAAUUCCAGACCCACAAGGCCCUCCUCAUCAUUGGACUCCAAAACGACUUUGUGCAGCCCGAAGGGAAGCUUCCUGUCAACCUCCGCACAGGAUUCAUCGAUCGCAUUCAAUCCAUAAUACCCGCCUUUCGCGAUCCCAUGCCCAACGUCAUAUGGGUCAAAACCAUCUAUGAAGCCGAUCGACUUGCCCACGACUCUGCUGGCGGAGAGGGCGAUGCCUUGGUCGGAGGUUUGAUAGAUGGAGCUGAGAGCAGCACGGAUGAUGAGGACGAUCUGCCGAAGGAUCUUCCCUUGCCCAUCCAGUCAAGAUCCGCAAAGCACAGAAACCGGGCACUCGACCUUCUAAAACGAGUGAGAAGACGUACGGCGCAGCGCGAGGAACUCCAACAUGUCGCCGAGGCCACAGAAGCCGGCGCCCACCCCGACCAAGAUGAAGAAUUAUUUCUUCGCCAGUCCGCCCCGUCUGGCCCGAUAUGUUCUCUCGACACUACUGGCGCCGAUUGGGCCGACCAAAUAAAGUCUGAAAUCCAAAAGUCGGACGCCGUUGUGACCACAAGCCAUUACUCGGCUUUCCAAGAAACGUCGCUGCUUUUGAUCCUGCGGGCCCGUCUCGUUACGGAGCUCUACAUAUGCGGCUGCAUUUCAAAUGUGUCGGUCUUGGCUACAGUGGUCGAUGCAGCCCGUCACGGGAUCACGAUUAAUGUGGUAGAAGAUUGCCUUGGUUACCGAAAACGGUCUCGGCACCGCCUUGCCUUGAAACGCAUGGAAGAGUUUUUCGAUGCCAACAUUAUCACAAGUGCCGAGGUACUAAAUCCCAGAGAGGAGGACGACGACGACGAAAACGAAGAGCAAGCGGAAGCGGCUGAAGGGGAUGAUGAUUUAUCCGGGGAUUUUGUCUCGCAGGAAGAGCAAAAGUUGCAGAGUCUAGUAGACAAGUUGCGGUUAUCCGACCCCAACGCUCCCCCCACCCUACCCCUCAGUGGCCGUCAGCGGAAGCCAUCCACUUCGGCUACCGAGAGCAGCGACAUUACCAACAGCCGGUCGCAACUCGAUGUCGUCGACGACGAUAACGGCGAGGACGAACGAUUCGCCGAAAAACUUGUGCGUGGUGCAAAAGUACCUGGCGCCGAAGGAAGCAAACCUGCUGCAGCAAGAAACAGCCUGGUAAAGUCCAAAAUACGCAUGCGCUCGCGCACCGACAAGCCCAAAAAGGAAGGCGAGAAGAAAUCCAAAACAACCUCCAGCAAGAAGACUGCAGACAUCAAGAGUGACCACAGCCCGCGCCAUUCCACAGCCGCCGAAAAAGCGCCCGAGACACCGGUCAAGUCGCCGAAAGGAUCGUCGUCCGCGGACAGGCUACUUCCCGCCUCCAUCACAAAAGCGGGAAGUAGCGACAAGCUGCGCGAAACGCCCACCAAAGGGGAUCGUUCACUCAAGUCUUCGGCUUCUCAGCCCGUACUGUCCGCUUUGCGGAGCGAAAACAAAGACAAGUCGUCCACCUCCCGUGUGCGGCUGGCCUUGUCCCGAUCAUCAAGAUCCGAAAUCAAAGAACAGGCAGCAGCGCAGCCAACUUCGUCACCCCCAAAGACCGCCGCAGUGCCGUCGAGCACCGUUUCCACAGAAAAGAUGAAACCUAUACGAAACUCGAAAGUUCAGUCACUUGCAACACUUCCAACUCUAGGACCAGGGGACACCAUCGCAGAGGGCGACUCGCGCAUUAUCCACGACUUCUUUCCUCACGACUUCUACCACCCUUCCAAUCGCUCAAAACCUUUGAAAGACCUGGUCUUCACCCAGCUCUAUAAUGAAGUACGAUGGCAGAAAAUGAUACAUCAGACCGGCGAGGUGCCGCGGCUGGUCUGUUGCCAGGGUGAAUUUGGCGCGGACGGAUCGAUGCCUGUAUAUCGGCACCCUGCGGAUCAAACUCUGCCACUCUUACAUUUCUCACCAAAAGUGCAUACGAUACGAAAGCGCGCCGAGAAGCUCGUUGGUCAUCCUUUAAAUCACGUCCUUAUCCAGCUAUAUCGCUCCGGCGAGGACUUCAUUUCUGAGCAUUCAGACAAGACUCUUGAUAUUGUCAAGGGAUCGUCCAUUGUUAAUGUCAGCUUCGGAGCCCAACGCACCAUGCGCCUGCGCACGAAGAAGGCCGCGAAAGCCGGUAACGAGAGCGAAGAGACAUCCAGUACUACCGCCACUAACGAGCGCGAAACACAGCGUGUUGCUUUGCCCCACAACUCCAUGUUCGUUCUCGGCUUGAAGUCUAAUGAGAAAUGGGUUCAUGGCAUCAUGGCGGAUAAGCGCGCCAUCUCAGAGCGUAGUGUAGAGGAAACAUCGCACUCUGGAAUGCGGAUAUCCCUCACUUUCCGCAAUAUUGGCACCUAUCUAGAUUCACAGAGCAGCACAAUAUGGGGCCAGGGGGCAACCUCCAAAGACCAACGUGAAGCACGUGAUGUAGUCAAUGACGACGAAGAAGAAACAGAACAGCUGAUUAUGGCUUUUGGGCGAGAAAAUCAGGAUGCUGACUUUGACUGGGAAAAGUGGUACGGCGACGGCUCCGACGUGUUGCACCUGCAUUUGCCUCCACCCAAAGACCUCCCGAUUCUCUUCACAAACCAGCACACCGUCGAAGGAGCCAUUGUGCGCAUCUUCCUCGCCGAAGCCAAAGUCCCCUAUACGCUUUGCGAACUGCCAGAUCUCCCGCUCGACUUUGAAGUCGACCGCCAAGUCCAAUUCCGCGACAACGACAUAAACCACACCGAAGUCUCCAUCCACGCUCCCAUCCUCGUAUAUCUCGACCGCUACUACUCGCUUGACACGGACCCGCGCGGUAAGCCAUGCUCAGCUGAAGGCUCCGACCUCGUUAUCCUCAUCACCACUCUCCUCAAGUACUGGGCCCACCGCGCUGUCCCCACGUACGGUGCCGACUUUGCGGCUCUCCUUGACACCCUCGAGGACCGCAUGGGGUUUGGCCCCGGACCGUACGCCGCCGGUCGCCGUUUCAGUAUGGGCGAUUGCGUCGCGUGGGCUACGCUCGAUGAGAUUUUAUCUACCGGAUGGGACGGCUGGACUGAGGAGCGCUUCCCCGUUCUCACAGAGUACUAUCGCUUUCUGUGGAAGAAGCGGAGAUACUUGCGCGAGCUCAGGCCCGAGUUACCUGACAUCCCUACGCAGAGCUACGAUGUUGACCCGCCGAUCGAUCCUCAAGGGGUUCCUAAGGGAGAUGUCAAGGGGAAAGGUCGGGCGGUCUACGUGGAGGCUAUCGAAGCGGAUGAUUAAUUAUGAAUAGGGAGAUGUUGAUCAUUUCGCUGAUAGAUACUUUUUGACGUUUUGUCAUCUUUUUUACAUGCUCUUCUUUCUCUUUCUUCAUCUCUUUAUUCCUACAUAUCUCGAUAUACCUC
Molecule: messenger RNA, 3500 nt
Organism: Periconia digitata
Lineage: Eukaryota; Fungi; Ascomycota; Dothideomycetes; Pleosporales; Periconiaceae
Source: the annotation of a GenBank genome assembly